CCGUACCAAAUAAAGCUAUCUAUUUUUCAUUUAUUUGAACACCUUACGCUCAUUUCCGAGCUCUUUUUGCUGCCAUUUCAACAUUUAUCGGCUCACAACAUAUCCAGCAAAUCAUGAGACUUUCCGUUUUAUUCUGCUGCGCACUUUUUGCAACAAUUUUUGCAGACGAUAAAGAUUCCAGCUCUUCAGAAAAUUUACUUUCUGACAAAUCCUCUAACAUCACAAGUGCCGAUGCAUCAGAUGGAAAACUUCAAAUUGAAGAGCAAUUCGAUGGAAAUGAUAACUCAACAGUAACAUCGAAUGGAACUAAAAGCCCUUCUUCAGUUGGAUCAUCUCUUCCAACAAGCUCAUCUGGUCCUGAAAUCAAGACAACGACUCCUAAAUCUGGAAAACCAAGGGCUCCAUCUUUCACUGCUUGGUCAUUUUUCAUCGGUAUCAUCGUAGCUUUCCUGAUCAUUGGCAUCGCUGUCUUUGUUCUGAAGUUCUUCUGCCAACGACGUACCCCUGGAAACAACGUCCCAUACACUGCGUAUCAGUGAUCGAGAGACCUAUUUUUCAUGAGGUUGAAGCUCAUAAAUUUGCUGUGAAUAAAAAUAUAUUGGUUGCAUUUUAUGUAUGUUUGAAAUAAAGUUAGUUGUUU
Molecule: messenger RNA, 640 nt
Organism: Caenorhabditis elegans
Lineage: Eukaryota; Metazoa; Nematoda; Chromadorea; Rhabditida; Rhabditidae
Gene: C50F2.7
Product: Sialomucin core protein 24
Exons: 3
Coding region: 114-539 (141 amino acids)
Cellular component (GO): membrane
Source: RefSeq, marked reviewed